Molecule: messenger RNA, 774 nt
Organism: Anopheles marshallii
Lineage: Eukaryota; Metazoa; Arthropoda; Insecta; Diptera; Culicidae
Product: antigen 5 like allergen Cul n 1-like
Exons: 2
Coding region: 1-774 (257 amino acids)
Source: RefSeq, a predicted model, not a curated record
AUGCAGUUCAAUUUUAUAUUCUGGGCCUUGUUACUGCUGGCGGUUGGUGAUGGGUUAGCGUUCGACUACUGUGCGGCUUCGGAAGAGCUAUGCUCCAUGCCCGGUACGCGUCACGUCGUUUGCAAUGGCCGGAAAUUUUCGCCUGCUUGCCUACAUCCAAAGCUUAUCAAGAUGAAGCCCGAAUAUCAGGCCCAGAUACUGGAGUACCAUAACAGACUGCGCAAUAAUCUUGCUUGCGGAUACUUUCGACGGUACGCUGAAGCAACCUCGAUGGAACAGUUGCACUGGGACAAUAAACUCGCGCGCAUGGCUGAAUACAAUGCGAGAACAUGCAACUUUGAACACGAUCAAUGUCGAAACACGCGCAAAUAUCGCUCCGUUGGUCAAAAUCUUGCCAUCAAUUGGUUCUACGGGAUGAACGUUACUGUGUUGCAGGCAUUGGACAAGUUUCAACGCCACUGGUUCUUGGAAUACGGGAAAGGCCGUCAGAAAAUGCUCGACCGUUACUCCCAACACUCGAUUCAGGCCGGCAUUGGACACUUCACACAAAUGGUACACGCUAAUACGCAGUACAUCGGUUGUGCGAUGGUACGCUUCCAAGGGAUUCGGCAAGGGCUUCCGGUGACACAGUACUAUCUAGUAUGUAACUACUCCGAGGGCAAUCUAUACGAGCGGCCCGUCUAUCGGAAGGGAAAACGGUGCAGCAAGUGCAAAUACGGUUGCACCGACAACACGUCCUACAGAUGUCUGUGCCGUUCGCUCGAGCGAAACUAG